AUGGAAUUCAUUCACAACUCAUCAUCACCAGCAACAAUCGCAGAGUUAGAUUUGUUCAGCGUUCCUCCAACACAAACUGUCAUCGAGACUAUGUAUGACGUUGAGUAUCGACCAGUUGGAUCAUUGGACAAUUCAAAAAUAUUUGAAUUUGUAGUUCCUGCUUCUGAGCACUACACUGACCUUUCAGCAACAUACUUACAUGCUAAAUUGAAAAUUGAAUACAAAGAUCCGAUAAAAGAUUCUGAUAAAAUUGUUCCUGUCAACAAUUAUGCCACUUCACUUUUUGAACAAUGUGAUGUUUAUCUAGGAAGUGUCAAUUUGAAUCCGGGUAAUAGUUUAUUCCAUUACCAGUCUCAUCUUGAUGAUUUGUUUUUUAAACACGAGUCUCCAAUUGAUGCUUGUCAGUUGAUUGAUGAUGAUGAAAAUGUAAGAGUUGAAAGAGUUAAAAAGGACUUUGAUCUGAUUCUACCAAUACACGCACCAAUGUUUCAACAAGAAAAAUUACUAAUCGACGGUGUUCCGAUAACAUUAAGAUUCAAAAUGGCACCUGAUACGUUUGGAUUGACCUGUGCAACACAGGGGCCGAUCAAUUUAAAAUUUCAUCAACUUUCACUCUUUGUCAGACGUGUUAAACUUUUCAUGCCCGUACAGAUGACAAUUGAAAAGAAUUUAUCAAACUCAAUGGUCAAGUACUACUUUCAGCGUAAUGAGGUUAAAUCAUAUCAUCUUGUGAGUGGUUUUGCGGCAAAUAGUAUUGAUAAUGUGUACAAUGGUCAACUACCUCGAAGAGUGAUUAUUGGAUUUGUUUCUGACAAGUCUUUCAACGGAGAGAUUCAAACUGAUCCGUUCAAAUUUGAACAUGGAAAUAUUAAAGAGAUUGCUUUUGUCGUUAAUGGUAUAAAGAUUCCAGCUUCUGCUUAUAAGCCUGAUUUCAAGAAUAAAAUUUAUGUUCGUGAAUAUUACAACAUGUUUAGGUCAAUGAAUCAAGAGAAUGGAAUACCAAAAAUUAAUAUCAAGUACAAAGAUUAUGAAAAGAAUUAUCCUUUGUUUGUAUUUGAUUUAAGUGAUGAUGGUACUCUUACCAAUGAAUCUGGAACUCUAUCUUUGAUUAAAAGAGGUAGUGCUCGAAUAGAUAUUCAAUUUUCUGACGCCUUAACUACAGGUCUACACAUGAUAGUUUUUGGUGUUCAUGAUAACGUAUUACAAAUUGAUUCAUCAAGGAAUAUAAUCACAGACUAUUAA
Panonychus citri (citrus red mite) is the source of this 1242-nucleotide messenger RNA. RefSeq lists its product as uncharacterized. The transcript has a single exon. The record is from RefSeq and is a predicted model, not a curated record. Lineage: Eukaryota; Metazoa; Arthropoda; Arachnida; Trombidiformes; Tetranychidae. Bases 1 to 1242 code for a protein of 413 amino acids.